CUUGGCGUGUGGCAGACGAAGCAACUCACAUGGCCGCCGAACUCACGAGCCUGCGCAAGGCCCGCGCCGACAGCCGCGUCCUGACCUUCACGAGCAUGGCCCAUUACGUCGAGGAGAUGCACGGCAAGCGGCCGGUCACGAAGAUGCUCAUCGCCAACAACGGUAUCUCGGCGGUCAAGGCCAUCCGCUCGAUCCGCAAGUGGGCGUACGAGACGUUCGGGAACGAGCGCAUGGUACAGUUCGUCGUCAUGGCGACGCCCGAAGACCUGCGCGCCAACGCUGAGUACAUCCGCAUGGCCGAGCACGUGGUCGAGGUGCCCGGCGGCUCCAACAACAACAACUACGCCAACGUCAUGCUCAUCGUCGAGCUCGCCGAGCGCUUUGAGGUCGACGCCGUCUGGGCCGGGUGGGGCCAUGCCAGUGAGAACCCGCUCUUGCCCGACAGCCUCGAGAAGACCGCGCGUAAGAUCCUCUUUGUCGGGCCCUCGGGCAAGCCGAUGCGCGCGCUCGGCGACAAGAUCGGGUCGACGAUCAUUGCGCAGAGCGCGCAUGUCCCGACCAUCUCGUGGAACGGCGAUGGCAUCACAGUCAACUACAAGGCGCUCAACUCGAUCCCGGACGAGGUGUACGCGUCGGCGUCGAUCAAGGACGUCGACCACUGCGUCGAGCAGUGCGCGCGCAUUGGGUUCCCCGUCAUGAUCAAGGCCAGCGAGGGCGGCGGCGGCAAAGGUAUCCGCAAGAUCACGCGCCCCGAAGACGUGGUCGCUGGCUACACGGCCGUGCAGGGCGAGAUUCCUGGCUCGCCGAUCUUUGUCAUGAAGCUCGCGCCCAAGUCGCGCCACCUCGAAGUCCAGCUGCUCGCGGACGAGUACGGCAACGCGAUCGCGCUCUCGGGCCGCGACUGCUCGGUGCAGCGCCGCCACCAAAAGAUCAUUGAAGAAGGCCCCGUGCUUGCGCCGACCGAGGCGGUCUGGGACGAGAUGAUGCUCGCGGCGACGCGGCUCGCCAAGGAGGUCGACUACGUGAACGCGGGUACGGUCGAGUACCUCUUCACCGAGACGCCGGACGCGGAUGGCAACAACUUUUUCUUCCUCGAGCUCAACCCGCGUCUCCAGGUCGAGCACCCCGUGACGGAGAUGAUCACGGGCGUCAACCUCCCGGCGUGCCAGCUGCAAGUGGCCAUGGGCAUUCCGCUGCACAUGAUCCCGGACGUCCGCCGUCUCUACAACAAGGACUCGCACGGCAAGUCGGUCAUCGAUUUCGAGAAGGAGAAGCAGCUGCCGCCGCACGGCCACGUCAUCGCCGCGCGUAUCACCGCCGAGGACCCGAACGCGGGCUUCCAGCCAACGUCCGGCGCGAUCGAAGAGCUCAACUUUCGGUCGACGCCCGACGUGUGGGGCUAUUUCUCGGUCGACUCGUCGGGCCGCGUCCAUGAGUACGCCGACUCGCAGAUCGGCCACUUGUUCUCGUGGAGCACGUCGCGGGAGCGCGCGCGCAAGAACCUCGUGCUCGCCCUGAAGGAGCUCUCGAUCCGCGGUGAGAUCAACACGACGGUCGAGUACCUCGUGCAGAUGAUUGAAGCCGACGACUUCAAGGCCAACCGCAUCUCGACGUCGUGGCUCGACGAGCGCAUUGCGCGCCAUAAGGAAGUGAGCUUGCAGGGCCGUCCGGACACGCUCAUGGUCGUCCUCGUCGGCGCCAUGUGCCUGGCCUACCAAGCCUCGGCGGCGCGCAUGGAGGCGUACGUCGCCCAGCUCGAGCGCGGUCAGAUUCCCGCGCCCGAGCUCUUGACGCAAGAAGACGCGCUCGAGCUCAUUUACGAAGGCGUCAAGUACCAGAUCCACGCGGCGCGGUCUGGGUCGAUCACGUUCACCUUGAGCUGCAACGACUCGUACGUUCAAGCCAACAUCCGGACGCUCUCGGACGGCGGCUUCCUCGUGCUUCUGAACGGCAAGAGCCACGUGGCGUACGCGACGAAGGAAGCGCAGGGCCUUCGCCUCAUCGUCGACGGCAACACGUGCGUCUUCACCAACGAGUACGACCCGACGCGCCUCGUGACGAACGCGGCCGGGAAGCUCGCGCGGUACCUCACCAAGGACGGCGCCAAGCUGCGCCGAGGCACGCCGUACGCCGAAGUCGAAGUCAUGAAGAUGUACAUGCCGCUGCUGACGCCCGAGGACGGUGUCGUGCGGCAUGUGAAGCCCGAAGGCUCGGUGCUCGCGCCCGGCGACCUCAUUGCGACCAUGGAGUUGGACGAUCCGUCGUGCGUCAAGCUCUCCGACAUCUUCCGCGGGAAGCUCCCGGCCUUCUCCAACGACCCGGACUUGGCGAGCGCCAAGUCCAUCUUCGUACUGAAGAAGGCCAUGGAGGUCGUCGGCACGCUCCUGGAAGGCUAUGUGGUGCCGCAGGACCUCGUCGCCAAGGCGCUCGCCGACCUCUUUAGCGCGCUGGACGACCCGCUCCUGCCGGUCGACGAGCUCGGCGAAGUGCUCUCGUCGCUCGCGGGCCGCAUGCCCGGCGCCGUCUACGACGACAUUUUCGCGCUCAAGACGGCGUUCCGCGCGUCCAACAAGGCGGUGCCGUUCAACAUGGCGGCCGUCGUCGCGAUCCUCGAUGCGUUCAAGGCCAAGCUGCCGUCGCACGCAGAGGCCAACGCGUUUGACGCCAAGGUCGCGCCGCUCCGCGACGUCAUGGCCAAGUACACGGCGGGCCUCAAGUCGCGCCGCGAGCAUGCGAUCCACGAGCUCAUCGCCAAGUACUUUACGGUCGAAGCCGCGUACGCGGGCGCGGGCAACAUGGAAGACAUUGUCAUGGCGCUGCGCAAGGCGCACAUGGACAACCUCGGGUCGGUGUUUGGCAUUGCCCGCGCGCACCUCGCGAUCGACCGCCGGUCGCGCUGCCUCCUCGACAUUCUGCAGCACAUCCACGAAGGCGCGAAAGACUCGCACGCGUCGUAUGUGCCGAUGCUGGAGGCGAUCGCCAACUUCCGCGGCCGCCACUACUCGCUCGUGGCCCUCGAGGCGCGCCGCAUCCUCGUCGACCGCAAGAUGCCGUCGUACUCGGACCGCCUCCUCGAGAUGGAGACGCUGCUCCAAGGGAUCGUGGCCGCGCCGACGCCCGACCACGAGACGCCGGCGUUCGUGUCGCUCCUCGACCAGCCGCAGCCGAUCUUCGACUUGCUGAUUUCGCUGCUGCAUCACAAGGAGGCGCGCGUCCGCGACGUCGCGCUCAACUUGUACAUCCGCCGCAUCUACCGGUCGUACGACAUUGCCAAGAUGGAGCUUCACGACACGCCAUCGCUACUCGCGACUAAGUUUGAGUUCAAGUCGCCGGCCGACCAAACGCUCGCGAUGAAGGGGUCCAUGUCCAAGGCCGACUCGUACAACGACCUCGCGAGCUUGCUCAAGAAGGGCUCGUCGAGCACGAACCUCGUCUCGCUCACGCGCUCGGAAUCGACCGGCUCGGACUCGGACUCGUCGCUCUCCAAGUCGAUUGGCCGCUCGAUCCCGUCGACGGUGCAGCGCCACGGUCUCCUCGCCGCGUUCGAGACGCUCGGCGCCUUUGAAGCCAACGUCGACGCGCUCCUUGCGAUGGUGCCGCCGCGGAACGCGCUCGCGGGCCUCAAGGGCGGCGACUACGUCCAUGUGCUGCACGUGAUCCUCCUCACGCACGAACACGCCGAGGACGAGGCGCUCAUGGCGCUCACGCGCGCGGUGCGCAAGAUCAAGGACCAGCUGGCAUCGCGCCUCGUCCGCCGCAUCACGUUUGCGGUCAAGCCCGCGGUCAACGCGGUGCUCGAUGCGACCUCGACGUACCACCUCUACCCGGGCAUCUACACGUUCCGCCAAAACAUGAACUACGAGGAAGAUGCGAUCGUGCGCCACAUGGAAGCCCCGCUCGCGUACAUGCUCGAGCUGCCGCGUCUCGGCAACUACAACGUCGUGACCGUCGACUCGAAGGACAAGAACGUGCAUCUGUACCUCUCGACGCCCAAGAGCAGCGCGCUCGCGGCCGCCAAAGCCACGAAGAAGGACGUCUUCCAGCGCUUCUUUGUGCGCGCCGUCGUGCGUCAGCUCGAGCGCCUCGACGAGUCGCUCUCGUCGUCGUUCGAUGCGCACCCGGGCCCGGAGCGCACGCUGGUCGACGCACUCAACGCGCUCGAGCUCGCGAUGGGCGCCAACGUCGCCGACCCGUCGCUGCCGAUCAAGAACAACCACGUGUUUAUGAACGUGGCGCCGGAAGCCGUCGUCGACCCACAGUACCUCGAGGCGGUCAUUCGCAUUCUGGCGUCUCGGUACGCCGACCGCCUCGCGCAGCUCAAGGUGUCGCAGGUCGAGCUCAAGAUUGGCGCCAAGUUCAACGACAACGCGUACUCGAUUCCCGUCCGGCUCGUGGCCUCCAACCCGACCGGCUACGUGCUCCGCGUCGAGGCGUAUGUCGAGGCACAAGAGAUGCAGAACGGGUCCGAAGUCAACAUCUUCUCGAGCAUUGGCGACGACGUCGUCGGCGAACUCGACGGGCUCCCGGUCUCGACGCCGUACCCCGUCACGUACGCCUUUGACGCCAAGCGGGAAGCGGCCAAGCGCUCGAGCGACACGAUCUACGCGUACGAUUUCUUGGAGCUCAUCGAGCACGCGCUCGGCCGCGUGUGGCGCAAGUACGCGAGCGACCGUGCGAAGGCGCGGGUGCCGACCAAGAUCCCGAGCCGCCUCCUCGACGUGCGCGAGUUUGUCUUGAGUGAGAACGACGAAGCGGUCGAGCUGCUGCAGCGGCCGCGCGGUCUCAACGACGUGGGCAUGGUCGCGUGGCUGCUCACGCUUGCGACGCCCGAGGUGCCGGCGGGCCGCCAGCUCGUCUUGAUUGCCAACGACAUUACGUUCAACGCCGGGUCGUUUGGGACGCGCGAAGACAAGCUCUUCGACCUCGCCUCCAAGUACGCGCGCUCGCACGGCUUGCCGCGUCUGUACUUUGCCGCCAACUCGGGCGCCCGCAUCGGCAUGGCCGAGUCGAUCAAGGCCAAGUACCAAGUGUGCUGGAAGGACGCGUCGGACCCGAGCAAGGGCUUUGAGUACCUCUACCUCACGCCGGCCGACUACGCGUACUUUAGCAGCGUCAACGCCGUCCACGCCACCGCCAAGACGCUGCAAAGUGGCGAAGUCCGGUAUGUGAUCACCGACAUUAUCGGCGAGGAGAAGGAUCUCGGUGUCGAGAACCUCAAGGGCUCGGGCUGCAUCGCCGGCGAGUCGUCGCGCGCGUACGAAGACAUCUUUACGCUGACGUACGUGUGCGGCCGCAGCGUCGGCAUUGGCGCCUACCUCGUGCGUCUCGGCCAGCGCACGGUGCAGAACGUCGCGAGCGCGCCGAUCAUCCUCACGGGCUUCCAAGCGCUCAACAAGCUCAUGGGCAAGGACGUGUACACGUCGAACGACCAGCUCGGCGGCGUCAAGAUCAUGCACAACAACGGCGUGACGCACCUCACGAGCGCCAACCACAUCCACGGCAUCGCCAGCAUUCUGAACUGGCUCAGCUUCGUGCCCUCGGUGCGCGGCGGCCCGCUCCCGGUCCGCGACGUCGCGGGCAUCGACGUUAUCGAGCGCCCGAUCGCGUACAUGCCGACGCGCGUCGCGUACGACCCGCGCGAGCUCCUCACGGGCAAGGUCGUCGACGCGGCGUGGGUCUCGGGCUUCCUCGACAAGGACUCGUUCGUCGAGACGCUCGCGGCGUGGGCCAAGACGGUCGUCGUCGGUCGUGGUCGCCUCGGCGGGAUCCCGGUCGGUGUCGUCGUCACGGAAGUGCGCACGGUCGAGAAGGUGACGCCGGCCGACCCGGCGGCGCCGACGACGCAGGAAGCGACGGUCCAGCAGGCCGGCCAAGUCUGGUUCCCCGACUCGGCGCACAAGACGGCGACGGCGAUCCGCGAUUUCAACGGCGAAGACCUCCCGCUCUUCAUUUUGGCCAACUGGCGCGGCUUCUCGGGCGGCCAGCGUGACAUGUUUGACGAAGUGCUCAAGUUUGGCGCCGAAAUCGUCGACGGCCUCGUCCACUACAAGCAGCCCGUGUUUGUGUACAUCCCGCCGUUCGCCGAGCUCCGCGGUGGCGCGUGGGUCGUCGUCGACCCAACGAUCAACGCCGACGUCAUGGAGAUGUACGCCGACCCGCGCGGCCGCGGCGGCGUCCUCGAGCCCGCGGGCCUGAUUGAGAUCAAGUACCGCAAGCCCGCGCUCCUCGCGACCGCCCACCGCGUCGACGCGACCUUGCUGCGCCUCGACGCGGCGCUUGCGGCCGCCGACGAGAGCGCGCGCCCGGACCUCCUCCGCGACAUUCGCCUCCGCGAAGCCAAAUUGCUGCCGAUUCUGACGCAGAUCGCGACGCACUUUGGCGACCUCCAUGACACGCCGGGUCGUAUGAAGGCCAAGGAGGUCAUCCGCGACGUGGUCGCGUGGGAGAACGCGCGCGUGUACUUUUACAACCGCCUCCAGCGCCGCCUCGCCGAGUUCCGCGUGCGCCGCACGAUCCAGGCCGCGUCCAGCGCCGAGAUGGCCAGCAGCAGCUUUGCGGCCACCGAAAAGACGGUCCAAGCGUGGUUUGAAGCCCAGAACGUGGGCGCGGUCUGGUCGGACGACAAGGCCGUCGCCGCGUGGCUGGUCCGCGACCACGACUGGAUCGCCAAGAAGGUCGAGACGCUUCACCAAGAACGCAUCGCGCGCGAAGUCACGCGCCUCGGUCUCCAGGACCCGAACGCCGCCGUCGUCGGCAUCCUCCACCUCAUCUCGGAGCUGCCGGCGGCCGACCGCGAAGAAGUCAUCACGGCGCUCCGUCGCGGCUCGAUCUUUGCGCGCACUCAAAACUAAGCGUCCUCUGUGUAUGCUCGAUCUAUGCGUAUCUACAUAACUUUCAAUGUAUCAAUUUAGC
Molecule: messenger RNA, 6912 nt
Organism: Saprolegnia parasitica CBS 223.65
Lineage: Eukaryota; Oomycota; Saprolegniomycetes; Saprolegniales; Saprolegniaceae
Exons: 1
Coding region: 30-6851 (2273 amino acids)
Biological process (GO): fatty acid biosynthetic process
Molecular function (GO): ATP binding; metal ion binding; acetyl-CoA carboxylase activity
Source: RefSeq, a predicted model, not a curated record